This is a messenger RNA of Fomitopsis serialis, 1005 nucleotides long. RefSeq lists its product as uncharacterized. NCBI's taxonomy places the organism in Eukaryota, Fungi, Basidiomycota, Agaricomycetes, Polyporales, Fomitopsidaceae. The coding region runs from base 1 to 1005 and encodes 334 amino acids. The transcript has 20 exons. The record is from RefSeq and is a predicted model, not a curated record.
AUGGAUAUCUUCCGCACCCUCGGGCCUCUCCUGCUAGGAGGACUGGUGUCAACGUUCCUGUCGGGGGUGGUAUCAAUGCAGACCGCCCUGUACACAUCCGUGUACCACACUGAUAUCACCUGGCUGCGCACAAUGGUCUAUGUGAUAUGGCUGCUUGACAUCCUGCACACCAUAUUCAUUUGCAUUGCGGACUGGGAAUACCUGAUAGCGAGCUGGGCAGACGGUACGGUUCAGGAUUGGAUACCGUGGUCUAUUGGGGGUUCAGUGAUGCUAACGGCACUCAUGACUUUCAUAGUACAAUGCUUCUUCGCCUGGAGAGUACACACAGUUAGCCACAGGAAAUGGUGGAUAACCAUAAUACUCACUUCAGUUGCUUCGGGACGGCUGAUCGCCGCCUUGGUGUCGACCGCGUACAUGAUACGGCUUCAGAGUUACGAGGCGUUCAGGCGGGAGGUCGGCUGGGUAUUCACGUUGGGCCUUUCGCUCUCGGCACUCCUCGACAUCCUCGUGGCUUCCUCACUUUGCUAUUACCUUCGGAAGAGCCGUAGCGCCUUCUCCUCGAUGGACGCUAUCAUCAACACGUUGACAUUCUACACCAUCCAGAAUGGUUCUUUGACCUUCGUCACGACUUUCAUUUCUCUCAUCCUGUGGGUGACCGUCGACAACCUGAUUUUCCUCGGCCUCCACUUUGCUAUAACCAAGCUGUAUGCCAAUGCGUUUUUGUCGACGCUCAACGCGAGAAAGACACUCCGGCUCCAACAGUCAUCAGUCGACAAUGAUCCCUCGGUCCCAGUGAUGCUCGGUGCAGACCGCCGCUCCCAACGCUUGCACACUGGACGAAUGCACACGGGCUUGACCGACAACAUCCCCCUGUCCUCUAAGCAGGUGGAGAUCAACAUCCAGCGGAAUGUGCAGAUCAGCAGGGAUUUUGAUAUACUGGACGAACCGGAAACGGAACGGGAGGACGGCUCUUCCUCCAAGGAGUCCCCGACGAGUCAUUUCUGA